AUGGGUGAUUCGAAAAUGUCAUCAUCCAUCACCGACAACCUCACCACUACUACCAACGCCGUCGACACAACCGCCACCACCACCACCACCUCCUCCUCCUCCCCUGCAGACGACAAGAAAGGACCUAUACCCGUGCUCGACGAGGAUGGACUCCUGACGAAGACCAUGAGCCUGUCCGGGUCUGGAGAAGGGAGAGACAUGUCUGCAUCUAAACCUAUCGAUCCUGAAGCCGAGAAACGACUCGUGUGGAAAUUCGAUCUGAGGAUUCUCCCGGUCCUGGCAAUCAUGUAUUUGUUCAAUGCAUUGGACAAAGGAAAUAUUGGAAACGCAAAGACAGCCGGACUCGAAAAAGAUCUCAACCUGCAGGGCAAUGACUACAAUAUAAUCCUGUCAGUGUUUUUCGUCCCGUACGUUCUCACGGCGCCGUUUCUGGGUAUCGCGGGCAAAAAGUUCGGUCCUAGUCGUGUGCUCCCGAUCAUGAUGUUCUGCUUUGGAUUUUCGACGCUCAUGGUCGUAGCGGUGCAAAACUUUGGAGGGUUGAUGGCUUGUCGAUGGUUCUUGGGCAUGGCUGAAAGUGCAUUCUUCCCGCUUGUCAUCUAUUAUCAGACUUUAUUCUAUCGUCGAGGCGAACUCGCUCGUCGUUUAGCUCUGUUCUACGCCGCAUCCUCAAUUGCGAAUGCUUUUAGCGGUCUGUUGGCCUUUGGCGUCUUCCACAUCCACUCCGGCUCGAUUGCGAACUGGAGGUACCUCUUUGUCAUCGAGGGGGCGUGCAGCAUGCUCUUUGCCAUAUUCGCCUUCUGGGUGUUGCCGUACAACGCAGCGUCUGCGACAUUCCUAAGCGCCGAGGAGAAGGAGCUCGCCUUCUACCGCAUCCAGGUCGACAGCAGUGCGAUCGUGGAUGAGAAAUUCAAUCUGCGCAAAGCGUUGGGUAUUUUCAAGCACCCCACCACGUGGGUCAUUUUGGCCAUUGAGAUGUGCUUGGGGGUUCCGCUGCAGAGUGUGUCGCUGUUCUUACCCGUCAUCGUCAAAAGGCUGGGAUACAGUACGGUGAAGACGAACUUGUACACUGUCGCGCCGAAUAUCACGGGAGCAGCAAUGCUUCUUAUCCUCGGAUUCGCAAGCGACUUUACGAGGUGGAGGUUCCCUUUUGUCGCACUGGGAUUCGCUUUCACCUGUAUCGGCUUCAUUAUUUAUGCUUGUGUGAAUGUUCACACUCAGAUCCACGUCGCAUACUUUGCCUGCUUCAUGAUGACAUGGGGAACAUCGGCGCCGAGCGUGAUUCUAGAUGUCUGGUACAACAAUAACUUGGCCGACGAGAACAAACGAGUCAUGUUAACGAGCGUGGGUGUACCUGUUGCAAACCUCAUGGGGGUAGUAAGCUCCAACAUCUUCCAAGCAAAGGACGCACCUAAAUACCUUCCCGCUCUCGUGACGACGGCGUGUUUCGGUGCAGUUGGGUGUCUCCUCACGCUGCUGCUGGGCUUCUGGAUGAUCAUCGACAACAAAAGGCGCGACAUGAGGAUGGGAAAGAAGAUUCGCGCCCAGGACAUCCCGAGCGAAUCCAUGAGGGAUGGGCCGAGUUCGGAAAUGUACAGAUGGUUUUAUUGA
Messenger RNA from Exophiala spinifera, 1608 nucleotides. RefSeq lists its product as uncharacterized. Gene Ontology annotation, biological process: transmembrane transport. The record is from RefSeq and is a predicted model, not a curated record. Gene Ontology annotation, molecular function: transmembrane transporter activity. Gene Ontology annotation, cellular component: membrane. The transcript is spliced from 7 exons. Lineage: Eukaryota; Fungi; Ascomycota; Eurotiomycetes; Chaetothyriales; Herpotrichiellaceae. The coding region runs from base 1 to 1608 and encodes 535 amino acids.